GCAGCCGCCAUGGUAGCAGCGUUGCGGAAGUUGGCUAAUCGGUUAAACGCCUCAUAUUUAAGAUCUGUGGUGCCAUCCGCUGGUUUUAAGAGUGCAUACAGCCUGGAAAAAAUAUAUCCCGACUCAGAUCCUAAUUUUACGUCGUCUUCGCAGGUCCCUGAAAAUGAAGGAUCUAGGUUUAGUGGCUAUAUUCCAAUGAAGGACAUUGAUAUCUCAUACACCAAGAGCAGUGGACCAGGAGGCCAGAAUGUGAACAAGCUGAACACAAGGGUGGAGAUUCGGUUCCAUGUCCAGACGGCAUCAUGGCUGCCUGAUGAGGCUAAGGAAGGCCUUCUCAAAAAGUACCGGUCCCGCAUCAGCCGGGACGGCUACCUGCACGUGCGCUCCGAGCGGACGCGCUCCCAGCUGCUGAACCGGGCCGACGCCCUCGACAGGAUACGGUACCUGGUGACGGACGUCCUGCGGAAGCCGAAGGAGCCCGGCCCGGAGGCGGCGGAGCGACACCGGCGGCUUCACGAGAAGGCCACCCGAGAGCGGUUGAGGGAGAAGCGGGCCCGCUCAAUGAACAAGCGGCAGGGAUCGCUGGACGUGUAGCAGACUAGGUGGUUGGACGGGGUGUGUACUGCGUGGCAGCAGUGUGACAAAUAU
Messenger RNA from Pollicipes pollicipes, 648 nucleotides. RefSeq names its product peptidyl-tRNA hydrolase ICT1, mitochondrial. Gene Ontology annotation, molecular function: peptidyl-tRNA hydrolase activity; translation release factor activity, codon nonspecific. Gene Ontology annotation, biological process: mitochondrial translational termination. Gene Ontology annotation, cellular component: mitochondrial large ribosomal subunit. The transcript has 6 exons. Bases 10 to 594 code for a protein of 194 amino acids. NCBI's taxonomy places the organism in Eukaryota, Metazoa, Arthropoda, Thecostraca, Pollicipedomorpha, Pollicipedidae. The record is from RefSeq and is a predicted model, not a curated record.